Molecule: messenger RNA, 1980 nt
Organism: Cuscuta campestris
Lineage: Eukaryota; Viridiplantae; Streptophyta; Magnoliopsida; Solanales; Convolvulaceae
Source: the annotation of a GenBank genome assembly
CUACUAUCCCUACCAUGAGGAACCACCAUAUGAUACCCCGUCUAGAAACUUUGGAUAUUCUCCAUACCAAGAUCCUGAUGGGGAUGAUUAUUAUGAACCUCAUGGUGACCAAGAUGACUAUGACCAAUUUGGGCCUAUGCGCGACGAUCAAUCUGAUCCACUCGUCGAAGAAAUAAUAAGAUUAGAACAGAAAAUCUUCUAUUUCGACGAACUUUUAUUUGCUGAAGGCUCGUGGUACGAACCACCCUACUCCCGUGACUACACUUUGUUUGCUGAAGAACAAAUUGAAGCAAAAAAGGUGGCAAUUCGAGAAAGAGCAAAACUUCUCGAAUCAGUUCGGAAGGAAAAGGAGUUCGAAAGGAGAUUAUGCGAUGGAUCAUGUAUGAUGCAGAAAAUGCUAGAUGACUUCCAAAGAGAGAGACUAGAAGCUGAGGCUAAAGCUGAUAAAUUAGUCAAUGAUCUCUGCAAGGCUGUUGAACUUAAACACUCCUUCCAAUCUCAAGAUCAAAUGAGGGAGAUUAAUGUUCAAAAAGAGGCUCUAGAACCUAAGACCAACCCUGAACCCAUCAACCAACAGGUCCCGGUUCUGGAAGAUUCACCUAAUUCCGCACCAUCACAGAAACCCGAGAGCAUAACAACUCUCGCUAGGGCUACUGUGGUGAUAUUACCUGAAUCUCUUCCUAGCCAAGACCCAACUAGCAUAGUUGUACAUGAGGUGGAACCAACUGAGGGACCUGACUCAGAACCACCUAUGCUUAUUCAAGAAAAGAAGGAGGAGGAAGUUUUGCCUACGGCAAUAAACGACCAUCUCAUUAAUGGUGUUGAAGACACACCUCCAAAGGAACCUGUUUUGGAGGAGAUAGAGCCCAUUACCUGCCCCCAAGAUUCCAAUAUCCAAGAGUCUGAGGAGGAAACAUUGUGCACGGAAAACCCAACUUCGUCUAUAGAAACCUGUGCAAAUAAUCCUUCACCAGGAUAUUCAGACCAAACUUUAUUUGACUCCUUACAUGACGGGUGUAACCCGGUUUGCCCGGAGGAUAGUUGGAGCCAAAAGAGUUGGGAUGAACUUCUGGUAAGUGACACUGAAGACUCAUCCAUGGGGGAAAGCACGGUCGUCAUCAUCAAACCACAAAUGGAUAGUCAGCCUAUUGAAGAUAAGGAAGGAAUCAAUUUCACAAUCAAAGCUAAUGAUGUGGAUCAACUGAGGAGACUUCCGCCACCACCCACCUAUCUAGAGUCUCCUCCUUUUAUCCUGUUGCCGCCAAGCCGCAGGGACGAGUCAAGGAUCCUGGACCUUGACCGAGCAAAGAUUCAAACAAGGUGGCAUCAGAAGAGAGUCAGAAGUGCCAAACUUUAUGACUCUCGGAUCGGAAAGUCGCGGAAAAAGUGGAUGCCUCAUCGUCCUUCUUACCCUACUGUGGACCGUAAUGAGGUCCAACUGAUUGAUGCUGCUUCUAGGAUGAGGUUCGAUGAGUGGGGACACUCACGGGUGUUACACGAGUCUGUGUGUCUUGCUCAGGACACAUUGACGGACUAUGGCUAUGCAGAGGAGAUGGAGGAGCUGCUUAAGGGGACCAGAUGGCAGCGCCUGCUUCAGAUGAGGGCAGAGUCUAGCCUACCACUGACCAUCGAGUUCUUAUGCUCGAUAUCUACUGUCCCGGAGAUUGAGUCACGCCAGAUGACUCACACUUUGAUCACUGCUGAUACCACAUUUGCUUUCACUCUUGCGGGCUAGUCAUUUCAUUUGACAGCUAUGUUUGUUUGAGGCAUUGAAGAAACCGACGCGAUAUGGCGUGGCGUUACCGAAUUAACCACCGUUGUAGCUCAAAUUUGAAAUUGGUUUUGUGCUUGAGUCAUUAGAAACGAAUUCGCCAUGGCUGCAACAACGUUUAAUUCCGUAGUGCCACACCAAGAUACGUUCAUUCCUACGAUGCCUCAAACUUAAAGAGACUAAAGAUCUCAUAAACAGAUUUUGUUUCU